CAUAGUAAGAAUAGCACAACACCGGUCGCGCACGGAGCGUCGCCGCCGCCGUGAUUGCAGCGAAACGGGGGAAGAACGAGACGAGUUGACUGACUACAAUCACUCUUUCUGACAUCAAAGUUGCGCCAUUUUCCCGUUUGAGUCAUGUGAGGGAGCUUGUAAUGUCCACAGAGCAGGAUAAAGAUUCAUUCUCUCUAAAACGAAACCGAGGAGCUGAAGGUGGGCUGGAGGGUUUAGGAGGCUUACUGGGAAUCCCUGAUAAAAAGAGACGCAAGUCGAGCACACAGGUGCCGUCCUUCUCUCCCCUGUCUGAAUAUGCUCCUCCACCAAACACCAGCUCAGAUCACCUAAUCGCUGCCAAUCCUUUCGAUGACAAUUACAACUCGCCAUCUCUGAAGCCGCUGCCUCCUGCUAACCCUUAUUUUGGCCACUCGCAUUACCCAGGGUUUAGUGGCUAUGGGCCGCCCAGGAUGGCCCCCCAAAUGCCCCAAAGGAUGCCUUCUCCCUACGGGCCUCCUUACCAGAUGCGAAACCAGCCCGUGGUUUUCAACCGUGUACCGGGAUUUACCUACGGUCAUGCGGAGAACCCGCAUUACGGGCAGGCGUUUGGUGGCGGAAACAACAACCGCAUCCACUUCAGAUCAGAGCAUGUCAAUCAGAUCCCACUUCAAAAUCUCAACCAAUGCGGGAGUCCUGAAGUUGCUCCGGGUUUCGGUCCAGCUCGGGAUAUGAGCCCAAACCUAAAUAACUUCACCAAGUCCGGCUCACCAGCGCCUAAACAGGACCCGAGUGAAGCCGUGAGCAAUAACGCCACGCAGAACCCCUCGCCACGCAAGCAGAGUCAAAACUGUGAAGAGAACAAUCCUCAGGACAACACGCCGGAGCCGAAGACGAAGGGCCGAGCGAGCGGACAGGACGGGGGAGCGGGAAAACUCAACGGCGUCAGUCACGCACGCAGAACCGGAGCUUCGACCAAUAAUAAAGUCUUGAACAGAAGGAGGACGUCCUCAUCAUCCGAGCCCGUCUUCCCGUGCGGGAUAUGCCUGAGCGAGGUCAACGAUGACCAAGAGGCCAUUCUGUGCGAGGCCUCGUGUCAGAAAUGGUUCCACAGAGUCUGCACAGGGAUGACGGAGACGGCGUAUAACCUGCUGACGGCGGAGAUGUCUGCGGUCUGGGGCUGCGACUCCUGCAUGGAGGACAGCGGAGCGCAGCUGCGGAAAACCAGAGAGGUGUCCGGGACGCCUUCUGUGACCGGAGACGGACAGGCUGAAUCACAAAGGAGAAAGUCAUAGGGGAACAUCUCGAAGGUUAUUAAAUUAUUUGAAAUCAUUUUUGAAAUAUACACUACUGUACAAAUUUUGGGGGUAUGUUUCUGUCAGAAGUUUCUUCUGCUCACCAAGGCUGCAUUUAUUUGAUUAUAAAAAUACAGUAAAAAAAAAAAAAUAUAUAUAUAUAUAU
Molecule: messenger RNA, 1458 nt
Organism: Pimephales promelas (fathead minnow)
Lineage: Eukaryota; Metazoa; Chordata; Actinopteri; Cypriniformes; Leuciscidae
Gene: pygo1
Product: pygopus family PHD finger 1
Source: RefSeq, a predicted model, not a curated record